GCCUUUCCCCGGGCGCUGAUUGGUCGGGAGGGCAGUUCUCGCGAGACCCGCGCGCCAGCGGCCUGGCGGAGGCGGCGGAGGGGCCCGCGUUCGUGCGUCGGAGCCGGCAGCGCCGCGCGCUCGUAAGAGUCCAGGAUGAGUUAUGCAGAAAAACCUGAUGAAAUCACAAAAGACGAAUGGAUGGAAAAACUUAAUAACUUGCAUAUCCAGAGAGCAGACAUGAACCGCCUUAUCAUGAACUACCUUGUUACAGAGGGCUUUAAGGAAGCGGCAGAGAAAUUUCGAAUGGAGUCUGGAAUUGAACCCAGUGUUGAUUUAGAGACUCUCGACGAAAGAAUAAAAAUCCGAGAAAUGAUCUUGAAAGGACAGAUUCAAGAAGCCAUUGCGUUAAUAAACAGCCUCCAUCCAGAAUUGUUAGAUACAAACAGAUAUCUUUACUUUCAUUUGCAGCAGCAGCAUUUGAUUGAACUGAUUCGGCAGCGUGAGACGGAAGCGGCUCUGGAGUUUGCUCAGACCCAAUUAGCAGAACAGGGGGAGGAGAGCAGGGAAUGCCUGACAGAAAUGGAGCGUACGCUGGCUCUGCUCGCCUUUGAUAAUCCCGAAGAAUCACCAUUUGGAGACUUGCUUAACAUGAUGCAGCGACAGAAGGUAUGGAGCGAGGUUAAUCAAGCUGUUCUAGACUAUGAAAAUCGUGAAUCAACACCCAAGUUGGCAAAAUUACUGAAACUACUACUGUGGGCUCAGAAUGAGCUGGACCAGAAGAAAGUGAAAUAUCCCAAAAUGACAGACCUCAGCAAGGGGACGAUCGAAGAACCCAAGUAAAAUGUGUGCAGAUGGACAUCAAACAAUCUUAGUACUGCACAGUAUACGUUUAUAUCAGUCUGUGACUGAAAUAUUUUUACUACAGUACAGCACUCAAUUCAGAUUUUUCAAUGAACAUCUAAUUUGAAGGGAGAAAAGUCCCUUUUAAAUGCUGCAAAAACUGCAUUGAAAGGCGCUGUAUCUCUUUGAAAGUCUGACUUAGGCUAUGCACUAUAAUACAUUUUUAAAAAAAAAACAAUUAAACAGGACAGGAAAAAUAGCAUUUUUAAAAGUACAGAACUCAAGCUUUCUAAUUGGCUACUGAUGCCUAGUUUAGUGGCCAGUGAGUUAAUACGGAGUUAUAUUGGCAACUAUUCAGUUAAGUUUAACUGUCUCCUGUUUGAAAUGUGUAUAUAGAACAGUGAAUAUUUUCUACCUUUAAGUUAUAGCCAGAUAUACAUUCCCCUUAAAAGUAACUGGUCAAGUUUUCAUCUAUAAACUUUGCAGUAAGGUCAACCUUUCGCUUAGGAAAUAGUGUACAAACUUGUAAAGCAUAAUUUAAAGACUUUUUUUUUUUUUUUUUCCUUCCUUGUUUCUGACUUUUUUGGUGCUUUAUAUGGUGAGAGCUAUGUUCAUAAUGGAUCAGUGACCCAUCUUUUCAGGAGGAGUAUUGUUGGAAAUAAGGGUUGGUUUUUUUCCUUAAUUUUCACGGAUGACCAAAACGGCCCCCAGAGGCACUCGAAGGUUUUUGUUAACAGGGGCCUUUCUCCCCACGCCCCCCCCCCCAAGUUAUUUAAUUUGCAGCUGUGGAUGCUGCAGUGAUUCCACUAAAGCUUUGAAGGCCACUGGAUGUUUGUAAACUGAAAGACAGGAUUGUGUUAGGGAAUGAAGUGUGGGGGAAGAGAUGCUCGUUGAAGCCUCUGAUGCAUCCUCUUGUGCAGGAUCUGCCUUUACGCUUUGCUGAAUAAGUCGUAACUUUAGAGCUACUUGGGCUGUUUUUAUGCCUUGAGCUGAGCAGAGCAGGGCUGUCUAAAUCCAAAAAUUUCCAUUUUUUUUCGAUUCUUCCAUACCUUUCUGAAGAGAUGCAGUUCAUCUUCACCUGUAUUUGUUUACUGACUGUCCUCACUCCGCUUAGGAUUAUAGUUUUAAUGUUUUUCAUGUGAAGUCCAGACUUUCAAGUCAACAAAUGGUGAUCUUCUGGGUAUGGGAUGUUCUGGUCGACCUAAUUUUGCAGCACUGUCCACUGGUGUGUACCCAGCGGUAGGAAGCACUAAUUUUGCCAAAUCAAUCUCGAGAUUUUUUUGGUUCCUAUAUCAAGUUAUUACGGAUUUGCUCAACGAAAACCGAGCUGGUGGGUGAGAUAGCUUGACAUCAUGAGACACUGGCAGUUGUCACACCGGUCCCAUACUGUACAUAAUCUAGUCUUGUAUGGUAGAUAUUACCCUGUAGAAUGAAACUUAGGUUUUCACUUAAUUUUACUGGAAUACUUACGCAUUAAACUGUAUAAAGCUUUGCAGAUACACCUGACUUAUGGAAACUAACAAAACCUGUUACUGAUUGCAUUACUGUGAACACUGUUUACUUGUGUAGCUAUUUUUUUUUGGGGGGGUGGGGAGGGAAACUGUUAAGCAGCUGUUAGAGAUGCGGAGCGCCAAGGUUAAGCUAGAUGAUGGAUAUCACAAAAUUUAUUUGUUCCCAUUUAUUUCUGAUGGUUCUGUUCUCCACUUUGAGGUGUUUGUGGUAUGGAGGUCUUAAAGUUUAUACAUAACAAACAAGCUAUUAAUGGCCCCCCGCCCCCCAACUACAGCAGGGGUCUGGCUUUCCUUCACCCAGGCUGGUUAUUCUAACACCAAACUUUUAACAGUUGUGGUUUAUUUUUUUUAAUUUUUUUUUUUUUGCUUUUUCCAGUCGGUUGAUGUCUAAAAACCGUGUAUAACUUUUAGUUUGUGAGAAACUGUAUGGUUAAUGUAACUUUGUUUAAUAACAAACUGCAGAAAACAAAAACUGGAAUAGCUCUAAUUUCUUCACAUAGAACCGAUCAGCUUUUCCUCUCUUCUGACGCUUGUGGUGUUAAAUCUCAGCUACAGCUUCUCCCGGAUGAAGUGGAAAGUGGUGCGUUUUUGUGGCAUGAACUAGCAUUUUUCUCCAUGAGAAAUGCAGUAUUACAUCCUGGCUGAGAAGUUCACUGUAUUUCUAGAACGCUACAUUAAUUUCGUAGAGUUUUUGGGCAAAGAUUGAGCAUAGAUUACUUGAAUUUUCACUAGCUUGUUUCUUUUUCCAUUAAAAAAUAAACAUGUUUUUUAAGGGGUUUAAUAUAAAAUUAGUAUAGAACUAUUUCACUUUGUUUUUAUGAACAUGCCACAUUGAUAAGCAGCUUUAAUCUGUAAAGUUUUUGGUAACUGCAAGAAAAUAUUCGAAAGCUAUGCAUUUUAGAGAAAGCAUAAAGGUAGUGAUAAUGGUACUUCUAAGGAUCUUUAUAUUAGUGUAUAUAAAAUAGUUUGCAUAUACAAAUAUAAUAUAUAAUCUGUUUGAAAUAUUCUUGAAUGGUAGGGGCUGUGAAACAUAUUAUAAUUUAUGGAAAUAUUGUACACAGUAAACAGACCUCUCAGUACACGAAUGAACUUUUGUCAUAUGCAUGAGAAAUGUCUUAUUUGGUGACUACUAAUGAAUGGGAUUUUGUUAACCCAUUUUUGUUAGAUAACCACUUUAACAAAUACUAUUAAAUGCCACUUUGAUCAGUUUCCUUUAGUGUAAAAAGACAUAUUUUGUUCCACUUAAUUUAGAACAGUAAUGAAAAUAACUUUUGUAAAAAGGUUUGUUCCAAACUCAGCAGUGGCAAACAAAUCUGGUCAUUAAUUGUACACUACGCUCAUUCCUCCCCGGCCUUUCCUCUCUUGGAAACAAUUUUAUUUAUUUUUUUUAUAUUAAUGCCAUGGACACAAAGCAGUUGGGUUGGAAAAUAACCUGUCUUUUAUGCCUCUGCAGCAAGGCUGAAAAAUCCAGUGUGUUUUGUUUGGGCUACAAAUCUCUGCCCUUUUCCCAAACCUCCUGCAGAACCGUCGUCUUCGCUGUGACCGCCUUUCCUUUCUGCCUGAUGGUUGGGAGCUGAGCUGAGCUGUGGCUGCUUCUGUUGUACAACGGCGUCGUGUUUGAAGGGUGGGGGACAAUGGAUUUCCACCAAGAUGAAGUAACCGGUGGUACUUCCUGAGAAAUGCUCACUGAACUGUUUAAUUUUUAUUGAGCUGGAAAAACAGGCUGCUGCGCAGAAACCAACAGCCGAAUUUUAAGUAAGGCAUUUCCUCUCGAGGGUUUUGAAGAGGCAAACUCAUACAGCUUGAAAGCAGGUGAAGUACCUCUCGCUCUUUAAGAUGAGUUCAUUGAAACGCUUUCAGCUCCUUCCACCCACGUGAAAAGAAAAAUUGAAAUGAACGUGGAGAGCACUUCUGUAGCAUUUGAGAUGUGUGGAAUUACCUGGAAAGAAUUCUGUCUCCUUCCCGCUCCUUGUACGUGUAGGGGAAGCCAUUACAUUAUUCUAGGAUGAUUUUACUGUUUUUCAUUUGUAAACUUCAUGCUUUGUACGCUUGAGUAUGAGCUUAAAAGCAUUACUUAAAAAAAAUCCUUGACUAGUA
Molecule: messenger RNA, 4430 nt
Organism: Calidris pugnax (ruff)
Lineage: Eukaryota; Metazoa; Chordata; Aves; Charadriiformes; Scolopacidae
Gene: GID8
Product: GID complex subunit 8
Exons: 5
Coding region: 136-822 (228 amino acids)
Biological process (GO): positive regulation of canonical Wnt signaling pathway; proteasome-mediated ubiquitin-dependent protein catabolic process
Cellular component (GO): nucleus; cytoplasm
Molecular function (GO): protein binding
Source: RefSeq, a predicted model, not a curated record